Molecule: messenger RNA, 2718 nt
Organism: Thecamonas trahens ATCC 50062
Lineage: Eukaryota; Apusomonadida; Apusomonadidae
Exons: 2
Coding region: 1-2718 (905 amino acids)
Source: RefSeq, a predicted model, not a curated record
AUGAGCACCGGGCCCGGCCUGCCGGCACUGGGCGAGGCCGACCGCGAGCUGGUGGCCGAGCUCCAAGGCUUUGACGCACUGCCGCUUGUUCUGGAUCUUGCCGAUGCCGUGCCGUUGGCGUUGCGCCGUCACGCAGACUCGCAGCGGAUUCCGCUGGCCAUGGUCGAGGACGAGGUCCGUUGGUGGCGCGCCCUCGACGGUCUUGUCGCUCGCGCUGCGUCGAUCAACAGAGCGGCGGCGGCGGCGGCGGAUACGGCAGCCGCAGAGCGAUCGGGCUCCGAGCUGCAGCUGCUCCGCUCACGGCUGGAGAGUGCAGAGGCUGAUCGCGAGAGGGCGGUCGGCCACGUGGCCGAGUUGGAAGAGGCGCAUGCAGCCGAGCUAGCCGGGCUUCAGGCCCAGCUCCAGGUGGCGACCGCUGCCGCUGCUGAGGCCCGCAUCACCACAGAGCAGCUCAAGCUUGUGCGCAAGCGCGAAGCCGAGCUGCUGACUCAGGUGAAGGAAGCGGGCGUGGCUCGCGAUGCUGCUGAAGAGGCGGCGCGAAAGGCCAAGGUGGCGACGAGCUCGGCGCAGUCGGCGCUAGUUGAGCUGCAGAACGAGGCAUCCGAGCUCCGGACCAAGCUGGACGUGGCCGAGAGCAAGACUGCCCGUCAUGAGCGCGAGCUAGCCGCUGCGGCGCGGGUCAAACUCUCGCUCGAUGCCACGAACGCAUCGCUGUCUGCAGCGCACGACGAGACACGCGAGGCCCGCGACCAGGUUGCCCAUCUCGAGUCGGUCAUUGCCGAGCUCAACGAGACCAUCGAUCAGCAGCGGUCGGAGAUCCAUCACUUUCAGAUCAAAGAGUCACUGGCAUCGCAGGGCGCAGUGGCUGCGCCUGGCUCGCCAGCGGGCGAGUCGCUUGCGGUCGAGUCGAUGCGGGCGGCCGGCCUCGAGCCUGGAAUUGAGAUGGCUGUGUCACAGCUGGCUGCGAUGAAGACGGCACUCAGCACACUCUACGACGAGCUGUCAUGUGGGCGCGACGAUCCGUCGCAAAGUGUGCCGGCUCCCGACGACCCGUCAUUGCCGACGCUCAUCGAGGUUGUCGCGGCCGAGGCUGCUGGCCUCCUGGCGGACCACAAGCGGACCAAGGCACGGCUGGCCAAGGUGGAGCGGAUGGCCAAGGCUGCCGUCAAAAAGUACCGCAAGCUAGAAGCGGGUGCUAAGAGCAAUGCCGAGAGCGUUGCAGACAGUGGCGGUGGCGGCAGCGAAGCGCGUUUGGUGGCGCUUACCGCCGAGCUCAAGGCGACGCGCGAGCAAAAGGCUGCGGCCGAACAACAGGUGGUCAAGGUGCGGAAGCGGGCGCGGCUGUUGCUGGCCAAGCACAAGAAGAUGAGCAAACUGCGAGUGGCCAAGCUCAAGGCCCUGACCAAGGACAAGCUGAUGGCCCUCAAGUCGCAGAUGCAGACUAAGUUUGCGCUGGAGCAAGCGCAGGCGUCCGAGUCGGCUCCCAGAGUCCUCCCCGAUACUGUCAACGUCGGGGAAGAGGCUUGUGCAAACGAGUCGGCGUCACUGCGUGAGUUUACCAUCAAGGCGCGGCUGGAAAAGGCCAAGUACCAGCGAGCUUUGCAGACGGUCAACACCUUGCUGCAGAAUCGCAAAGCCGACGCCAUGGCAGCUGACGAGCGCGCAGCUGAGGCUGAGGCCGAGCUCAGUGCCGCACAGCGGGUGCACGCCCAGCUCGAGGCAUCACUCAAGUCUGCCGAGGGCAUGAAGAGCGCAUUGAUGCGCGACGUGGCGAGCAUGCGGACCGAGAACGCGGCAUUGUCGGCUCGGGCGGCAGAGAUGGAGGCCGACGCCGAGCGGUUGCGGGCGCUAGUAGCGACAACCGAGGAGAGCCACGCGGCCGAGAUCAAGGCGCUCGAGGCCAAGUGCAAGGAAGACGUGGCACGGGCGGCAAACUCGGCAACCAAGCCGCUUAGAGACCAGGUGACGAUGCUGAAAGAUCAGCUCGGUGCACGUGGGGCGCGGAUUCAGGCGUUGGAGCUUGCGCUGGCGUCCAAGGAGAAGGCGGCAGCGGCGUCGUCGGCGGCCGAGGCCACGCUCAAGUCGCAGGUUGCGAGCGCGCAGAGCGCGCGCCGCAAGGCGCGGGCAGCGGCGGCCAAGGCCGAUGAGCGGGCGAGUACAGCCGAGGCCGCGGCAGCCAAGGCCAAGAGCCAGAUCAAGAGCCUACAAGCCAAGGUCCACGCGCUUCAGUCGGUUGCAUCGGAGAGCAAGGCCAAGGAGCGGCUGCAGCGGCGGGUGGCUGGCCUCACGUCGAAAGAGACCAAGGCGCUGGAGACCGAGGUGGCGCUGUUGCGGCGGCGUGUUGCCGAGGCCGACGAGGCGCGGGCGCGGGCUGAGGCCGCCGCCGCCGAAAGCAGUGGCCUCGACGACAGCCUGUCGCUGUCGUCGACAAGCUCGUCGGCGCCUGACGCACAUGCGCUCAUGGCGCGCCUCAAGUCUACGCGCAGCUCAUUCCGAGCCAAGCUCAGGGUGACAACCGAAGCGCGUAACGCGGCCGAGGCGCAGUUGGCCAAGGUGACUCAACAGCGUGACGAUGCCGAGUCGCAGCUGCAGCACAUCGCGCUCAAGACCAAGAAGGUGCUCAUGGCGUACGCCGACCAGGUGGCCAAGCUCCGGGCCCGCCUCGCUGACGCUGGCCUUGAUGAUGAGCUGGACGGCGAGCCGUUGCCGCAUCAAUAG